UGGCUUUUACCACAAUGACUGCUCCCCACUGCAGCAAAAGGCUUAUAAAAACGCCAUUAUUGUGAUUAAAAAAACAAAACAACAAAAAAGAGAGAGGAUAUUAUUAAUAAUUAAACAACAAGAAGAAGAUGAUGAUGAUAAAAUGGUGAAAUAGCGGUGACGUGCACUGCUGUUCUCUGGUAGCUUAAAGUGUUGAUUUUGUUACACAAAGCGGCCAAGCAACAAAUAUUAUCAGAAGAAAGGGAAGAAAAGUAGAAAAAGGCAUCAAACCAAAGGCAAAAGCAAUAGAAUUGUUACAAUCAAGAAGCUACAUUUUUCUUUUGAUAAAGAGGAAAAAAAGGGAGGAACUUUACGUGUGUGGCUGUGUUGUUGUAAGUUACCGGAAAUGAGGAGAAGAACAGAGAUUCUGGUGUUGCUUAUUUGUUUGGUAAUAGUAACGACGUCGUUUGCAUCCACCGUCACGUACGAUCACCGAGCGAUUGUCAUCGACGGGAAACGCCGCGUCUUGAUCUCUGGCUCCAUUCAUUACCCUCGCAGCACCCCUGAAAUGUGGCCAGACCUUAUACAAAAAUCCAAGGACGGAGGGUUAGAUGUGAUUGAAACUUACGUUUUCUGGAACUUGCACGAACCAGUCCGAAACCAGUAUAAUUUCGAAGGAAGAAACGAUUUGGUUAAAUUUGUAAAGCUAGUUGCAGAAGCUGGUCUUUAUGUUCAUCUACGCAUCGGUCCAUACGUUUGCGCUGAAUGGAAUUAUGGUGGAUUUCCUCUUUGGUUACAUUUUAUACCCGGAAUCAAGUUUCGAACUGAUAAUGAACCAUUUAAGGCAGAAAUGCAGAGGUUCACGGCUAAGAUUGUGGAAAUGAUGAAGCAAGAGAAGUUGUAUGCAUCACAAGGAGGACCCAUUAUUUUGUCACAGAUUGAAAAUGAGUAUGGAAACAUUGAUUCAGCAUAUGGGGCUGCCGCAAAACCCUAUAUUAAAUGGGCAGCUGGUAUGGCUAUUUCAUUGGAUACAGGAGUUCCCUGGGUUAUGUGCCAGCAAUCUGAUGCUCCUGAUCCCAUUAUUAACACCUGCAAUGGAUUCUACUGUGACCAAUUCACCCCAAAUUCUAAUAAGAAACCAAAAAUGUGGACAGAGAAUUGGUCUGGAUGGUUCCUUUCAUUUGGUGGCACCGUUCCCUACAGACCUGUAGAAGACCUCGCAUUUGCUGUUGCGCGGUUUUUCCAAAGAGGUGGAACUUUCCAAAACUAUUAUAUGUACCAUGGUGGAACAAACUUUGACAGGACUACAGGUGGACCCUUUAUUGCUACUAGUUAUGAUUAUGAUGCUCCGAUUGAUGAGUAUGGACAAGUUAGACAACCAAAGUGGGGUCACCUAAGAGAUGUCCAUAAGGCUAUAAAGCUUUGUGAAGAAGCAUUGAUAGCCACUGAUCCUAAAAUUUCCUCUUUGGGUCCAAACUUGGAGGCUGCUGUAUAUAAAACAGGAUCGGGAGGAUGUUCUGCUUUUCUUGCCAAUAUAGACACCAAAUCUGAUGCGACUGUUAAUUUCAAUGGCAAUUCAUACCAUUUGCCUGCAUGGUCUGUCAGCAUCUUACCAGACUGCAAGAAUGUAGUUCUGAAUACCGCCAAGGUUAACUCUAUGAGUGUGAUUCCAAGCUUCAUACAUGAAUCAUUGAAUAAAAAUGCUGAUUCAACUGACUCAAUCGGGUCAGGCUGGAGUUGGAUAAAUGAACCCGUUGGCAUCUCUAAGGCUAGCGCAUUUAACAAACUUGGAUUGUUAGAGCAAAUCAACACUACUGCUGAUAAAAGUGACUACUUGUGGUAUUCAUUAAGCAUGAAUAUCAAGGGAGAUGAGCCUUUCCUUCAAGAUGGAUCUCAAACUGUUCUUCAUGUGGAAUCACUUGGGCAUGGCCUUCAUGCUUUUAUAAAUGGGAAACUUACAGGGAGCAGAACUGGUAAUAGCGACAAUGCUAAGGUUAAAGUGGAUAUCCCCAUCACAGUUGUCCCUGGGAAGAACACGAUUGAUCUCCUUAGUUUGACCGUAGGGCUGCAGAACUAUGGGGCCUUCUUUGACCUAUCAGGGGCAGGGAUAACUGGUCCAGUGAAACUAAAUGGUUUAAGUAAUGGUAGCAGUAUUGAUCUCUCCUCACAGCAAUGGACGUAUCAGGUUGGACUUAAAGAGGAAGAUUCGGGUCUACCAAGUGGAAGUUCAUCGGAAUGGGUUUCACAACCCGCAUUGCCGAAGAAUCAACCCCUGAUAUGGUACAAGACAAAUUUUGAUGCCCCUACUGGGAAUGACCCUGUUGCUUUAGACUUCAUGGGGAUGGGGAAGGGUGAAGCAUGGAUCAACGGACAGAGCAUUGGACGAUAUUGGCCUGCCUAUAUCGCAUCAAACAGUGGCUGUACUGACUCUUGUGAUUAUAGAGGACCUUAUAGUGCAAACAAAUGCCGCAAGAAUUGUGGGAAGCCUUCUCAGCAAUUGUAUCAUGUACCUCGUUCAUGGUUGAAACCAAGUGGCAACAUUCUUGUAUUGUUCGAGGAAAUGGGUGGGGAUCCGACACAGCUUGCUUUUGCAACCAGAAAGAUGGGAAGUUUGUGCUCGCAUGUAUCUGACUCUCACCCAUUACCCAUGGAUAUGUGGGGUUUGGAUUCGAAAACAAGAAGGGCUUCAAACCCUACGCUAUCCCUCAGUUGCCCAUCUCCGAAUCAGGUUAUUUCUUCAAUCAAAUUUGCCAGCUUUGGAACUCCUCUUGGCACUUGCGGCAGUUUUAGCCAUGGGAGGUGUAGCAGUGCUAAAGCACAUUCCAUUGUACAGAAGGUUUGUGUUGGAUCGACAAGUUGUAGUAUCGAUGUAUCAACCAAGACUUUGGGUGACCCUUGCAAAGGUGUAAAGAAGAGCUUAGCUGUAGAAGUUUCUUGUGCAUGAAGAAAUGUGAUUAAGAAUGGAUUAUUGGGUGCGAGAGAAGUGCAAGCGUUGGAUCAAAUAAGCUUUUCAACAAUGAGUUCUUCUGAUAAUGGGAAAAAGACGUCUCAUACCAGAAACGUGUUCUUGCUAGUACUAGAGAAAUAAACAUUAGUGUAGUUUAUCACUUCAAUGGUAUUUCUGCAUCAGUAUAUCUUUUAACACCGUACCAAGAAACGAUAUCAAAGUAAAUUUUAUCAAUAUAUAUCUAUAAUGAUAAAAACUA
Messenger RNA from Gossypium raimondii (Peruvian cotton), 3185 nucleotides. Its product is annotated as beta-galactosidase 8. Lineage: Eukaryota; Viridiplantae; Streptophyta; Magnoliopsida; Malvales; Malvaceae. Bases 386 to 2923 code for a protein of 845 amino acids. Gene Ontology annotation, cellular component: cell wall; vacuole. Gene Ontology annotation, biological process: carbohydrate metabolic process. The record is from RefSeq and is a predicted model, not a curated record. The transcript has 19 exons. Gene Ontology annotation, molecular function: carbohydrate binding; beta-galactosidase activity.